Messenger RNA from Esox lucius (northern pike), 3238 nucleotides. It is a transcript of the gene nr1d2a, whose product is annotated as nuclear receptor subfamily 1, group D, member 2a. The record is from RefSeq and is a predicted model, not a curated record. NCBI's taxonomy places the organism in Eukaryota, Metazoa, Chordata, Actinopteri, Esociformes, Esocidae. Gene Ontology annotation, molecular function: zinc ion binding; nuclear receptor activity; RNA polymerase II cis-regulatory region sequence-specific DNA binding. The transcript has 8 exons. Gene Ontology annotation, biological process: hormone-mediated signaling pathway; negative regulation of transcription by RNA polymerase II; positive regulation of transcription by RNA polymerase II. The coding region runs from base 401 to 2143 and encodes 580 amino acids.
AUUAAAAACGUUCAGUACAGUAAAGUCAUCCAGCAUGUGAGUUCGUUUUUCCAACUCGUUACAGAUUGCAAAACAAUUAACGUUUGUAUUCGGGAGGUAUUGCAUGAGGAAGAAUAUUCAGUUUUAUUGAAAGAAGAAUGUAUUUUGUUCUGACUUUUGACGGUGGAAUGUCGGUAAUUAUUCCAAAAUAAUAUUUUAGUAAAUCAUUUUUAAACCGCGAUGUCACCGAGACUAAAAGAAGAAAACCCGGUUAAUUUAAGUGUAUGCUUUAAAUUGAACUGUUAGGGCAACUGUGUUGUAUAAUUGCAGUUUGCGAAAAGCAUCUCGGUUUUAUCUUUUUUUGCACGUUAUUGACAAUAAAUUGGGACAGAUUUAAAUCGAAAUCGAGGUACCUGAAGACAUGGGAUCAACCAAGUCUGGAGGUGUAAUAGCCUACAUAUCUUCUGGCUCAGCCUCCAGCUCGGAUUCUUGUUUGUAUGACAUUUGCAGCAAUGGCUACCUGUCCUCCUCUCCGCCUUGUCCCUCACUGCCAAGCCGGGCAGAAGGAAUCGUAGUGGAUGUCGCCCCCCCUACCCUGGUCAGGCAUCCCCGAAGCCAUGGCUCUGAGAAGACUGGGCGAUCCACCAAAAGUGGCAUCACCAAGAUCAACGGCAUGGUGCUGUUGUGUAAAGUGUGUGGUGACGUGGCUUCAGGCUUCCACUACGGCGUCCACGCCUGUGAGGGCUGCAAGGGCUUCUUCAGGAGGAGCAUCCAGCAGAACAUCCAGUAUAAAAAGUGUCUUAAGAUGGAGAACUGCACCGUCAUAAGGAUCAACAGGAACCGCUGUCAGCAGUGUCGUUUCAGGAAGUGUCUGGCUGUGGGCAUGUCUAGAGAUGCUGUUCGGUUUGGCCGCAUCCCCAAGAGAGAGAAACAGCGCCUGCUGCUGGAGAUGCAGAACGCCAUGAACAACAUGAUGACCAACAGCAGCCAGCUCCACAACUCCCAGAGCCCGGCCUGUCCUGUGGAAGGGCACUCUUCGUCCUCCUCCUCUUCAUCGGGCUCCACCCCGUCCUCGCCGCGCUCCGCUCAAGACUCCAUGGACACAAGUUCCAGCUACGCCUAUUCCUGCUCAUCGGAAAGCGGCGACGAUGAGGCUUUGCCCGCUAGGGGCCAUCAACAGGAUGCCUUCGCGUACAACAGUCAGCAGCAGUCCGCCAACGAGCGAAGGGAGGAGUCCACCUCGCCCGCCGACAGGGAGACGGGGAGCGACAGCCACGUGAAGGAAUCACAGACGAGUUGGAAAUGCUACAACAAAAAUGCCAUCGCCAGGGGUGGUCUGUCCUGUUACUAUGGCAAUGGCCACCAUCAACAGGUCACCAACGGUCCUUACCGCGAAGAGAGAGUUGUUUACCAGCUGCUAAAUGGCACCCCCAGUGGUGCUUUGCUAGAAGACGCCUCUAGCCUGCAUGACAGGAGCCACAACACAAUGAGCAACACCCAGACCCCCUCCAACAACCCCCAUGGUCCAGCAUAUAGCCUAGAUGACCGCAGGUCUCACUUGGUCUGUCAAAUGAAUGAGACUCCCGGUCCACAUCUGGACACCAGGAAGCGCAGCCAAGAGGUCUGGGAGGAGUUCUCCAUGAGUUUCAUUCCGGCUGUGCGGGAGGUGGUGGAGUUUGCCAAGAGGAUCCCUGGCUUCCGAGACCUGUCAGAGCAGGACCAAGUGAACCUGCUAAAAAAUGGAACCUUUGAAGUGCUUAUGGUCCGUUUCGCCUCGCACUUCGACGCAGCCGAACGCACAAUAACCUUCCUGACAGGAAAGCGUUACAGCUUGGAUCUCCUCCGCUCGCUGCGUGCCGGGGAACUGCUCACCUCCAUGUGUGACUUCAGUGAGAAGCUGGCCGCCCUGCAGCUGGACAGAGACGAGAUGAGCCUCUUCCUCGCCGUCGUCCUCGUUUCUGCCGAUCGUUCAGGGAUUCAGGACUUGAAGUCAGUGGAGGUGCUGCAGGACACACUGAUCCGAGCACUCCGUAGUCUGAUCAUGAAGAACCACGCCAACGAGGCUACCACCUUCACCAAGCUGCUUCUCAAGCUGCCUGAGCUGCGCUCUCUUAACAACAUGCACUCUGAAGAGCUACUGGCCUUCAAAGUGCCCUCGCGAUAAGGCACGCACAAUAGAGCUGAUCUGAUUGCUAAAUAAGAACUUCUCACAUAUAAACCAGGGCUUACCUCUUCUGUAACUCCUGUCCAAGAACCUGGGGGCUGGACCUUGGGGACCCUUACUUUCAACCAGCCUAACUGCGUAUUUCUUACCAGAAUGUAUUGAGAGGUUCUUGUUUUGGACUGUUGAUGGACACAAGUGCCAGAGAAGAGAAAAUGUUGUACUGUAUUUAAGAAAUGGAUUAAUAGCUGAGAUAUUUUUUGCCAACAUGCAGUGAGAGGUGUGUUUUGACAAGUUUGACACCUUUCUUUUCUUAAAAAGCGCCUGCCUUUUUAAAUAAGGUGAAGAAACACAUGUUUUAUGUUUGGUUUUCUCUGAAAAUAAAUGUAAUUCCAAAGUGUAUUGCUGUAAAGCAAUAUCAAUAUGCUGAUUAUACUAUCUAUUUUUUGUUCAAAAGAUAUGUAAAAUUGUUCGGUUACUGUAUUGAACCAAGUCUAUUUGAUAAAAGACUUGACAGAAACAUUUGUCUAACAUAAAGAAUGUGUGAUGAUUGGUGCUACUGCAAAGCUAUCCUUUAGUAAUCGACUUGACAUUUCUGUACAUUUUUAAGUAGUCUUUUGUCUAUAUAGGAUUGUAGUCUGAAUAUAUUGCAUAUUUGCAUUUCUGUCAGCUGCCUCUACCAUGGCUCCUUCUGGAGAGUCACUGUUAUUACACUAUUUCAGCAGCACUAUGUAGUGUUGUAGACUGAACCUCUUAGCCGGGCUGCCCAACCCUGGUUCUGGAGUGCCAACGUCCUGUAUGUUUCCUGAUGUAGCACACUUGAUGAAAACUAAGUCAGGUUUGUCACAACUGGGGUUCGAUGGAACUAGUUUUCCAGGAACAGGUUUGGGCAGCCCUUCUCGAAAGACACACGUGAUGACAGACCCACAUCAUGUGUGUAGUUAUUGGAUGGGUUUUACUUUGCCUCCUGGCAUUUUGGCACAGCACUGACUUAGCAAUGUAUUUCUUUUUUGGGGUGGCAGGGUGGUGUCUGUAUUUGUGUCCUGUCACUGACAAGAUUGCGGUUUGUAAAUAAAUAAUGUAUAUCUAUCAUAUAAA